AUGGACCCUCAUGAUACACACAAUUACUUCCUGCACAAAGAAAAUUUUCAACAAUUAUUAAUGUAUUCAGCAACGAAAUCAAACACACCUCCUCGGACAAGUCAACUAUUCAUUCGAAUCAUUUCUAAUGAAGCAUUUUCGCAUUUGAUAAAUCGCAGAUAUCUUCUAGGAAGAUUUCACCUCUGCAUUUAUUUUCCAUUGGUUUAUCAAGAUCCUUGGCUGAUAGUUAAAGGCAAAGAAACUCUUCGCUUGCCACACAUCUUCAUUAACCGAAAAAGGAACCAAAACUACGAAUUUCUAUCAAGGGCACAAGCGAGAUCUUCUUUACAUACUUCAUUGAGGACACAUUCUAUCGAUUAG
Messenger RNA from Adineta ricciae, 360 nucleotides. The record is from the annotation of a GenBank genome assembly. Lineage: Eukaryota; Metazoa; Rotifera; Eurotatoria; Adinetida; Adinetidae.